AUGUCUUCCUUCACCAUGGCCGCGGCCAAUAGCAUCUCCAGCACCGUCGCGCUGACCUCCCGCUACCGAGCGGGCCGCUUCGGCGCUCGCGCGGGCGCAGUGCGGCCCGUGGCUGUUGCCGCUUCAGAGGUGGCUGAGGUGGCCAUCGGCGCGGGCGGCGCCGCGGCGUUCCUCGGUGUCGUCGGCGGCGUCGCCGCGAUCUCCGUGCUCUCCGCCGCGCGCAUCGAGCAGAGGGUGGAGGAGGCCUCGAAAAAGGCUGAGGGCUACGGCAUCGACCUCUCCGACCUGUACUAUGAUUUUGACGUCCCCGGCGACCAGUACCCGUUUGGCGACGGCGAGGACUGGAUGCCCAAGAGCUGGAAGCCCCCGAAGACGGGCGACUCCAAGUACCUGCCCACGAAGAUGCUCGGGCAGAUCCAGAUCAGGCUGAAUCAGUACGAGGCGAUCAAGGAGUGCGAGGCGGCGGGUGUCGAGAUUGGCGACCUCUGCGUGCCGUUCGAGGACUACACGGGUGAGUUUGACACCAACGCGAAGAGGCUCCAGGAGAUGCGCAGGAGGCUCGAGGCAAGCAAGUGA
Micromonas commoda is the source of this 576-nucleotide messenger RNA. RefSeq lists its product with no specific name. Bases 1 to 576 code for a protein of 191 amino acids. The transcript is spliced from 2 exons. NCBI's taxonomy places the organism in Eukaryota, Viridiplantae, Chlorophyta, Mamiellophyceae, Mamiellales, Mamiellaceae. The record is from RefSeq and is a predicted model, not a curated record.